Messenger RNA from Colletotrichum scovillei, 4254 nucleotides. Its product is annotated as short chain dehydrogenase/reductase family protein. The record is from RefSeq and is a predicted model, not a curated record. NCBI's taxonomy places the organism in Eukaryota, Fungi, Ascomycota, Sordariomycetes, Glomerellales, Glomerellaceae. Gene Ontology annotation, molecular function: oxidoreductase activity. The transcript is spliced from 2 exons. The coding region runs from base 215 to 1015 and encodes 266 amino acids.
AGACGACCGCACCCCGAAAGCUGCUCUCUCCUUCUCAUAUCGGCCGAAGAUAGCUCUCGUACCCUUGUCUUUCGUACUUCUACAUCUACAUCUCUCGGUCCUCUUUCCAAUUCGAUUAGACAUUUCUUCCAACUUGACAAUUGAACCUGUACCAGAAGUCAAGCUCAAGCAACAACGCAAUCCUCCCCAACGAAAUAGUAGGAAAUCAGCAGCCAUGGACGUCGCAUCGCUCUUCAACGUCAAGGACAAAAACAUCCUCGUAACAGGCGGCGCAAAAGGAAUAGGCUACAUGAUCUCAGAAGGCUACGUCACAAACGGCGCGACAGUCUACAUCUCCUCCCGCGACGCAAAAGCCUGCUCCGCCUCCGCCGCCGCCCUCACAGCCAAAGGCCCCGGAAAAUGCCACGCCAUCCCCGCCGACCUCCAGAAGCUAGACGACUGCAAGCGCCUCGUUGACGAGCUCGCCAAGCAGACGGGCGGCAGACUCCACGUCCUCGUGAACAACUCGGGCGCCGCGUGGGGCGACGCCUUCGAAACGUACCCGGACGCCGCCUGGACCAAACUCUUGACGCUGAACCUCCAGCGCGUCUUCACUUUGACACAACUCGCCGCGCCCCUGCUCGAAGCCGCCUCUUCCGGCGCGGGCGCGGGCGACCCCUCGCGCAUCAUCAACAUCGGCAGCGUAGACGGCCUGCGUGUCCCGCUCAUCUCCUCGUACGCCUACAGCGCGAGCAAAGCGGGCCUGCACCACCUCUCGCGCGCGCUCGCCAGGGAACUGGGGCCCAGGGGCAUCACGAGCAAUACCUUGGCUUGCGGGCCGUUUGAGAGCAAGAUGAUGGCGGCCACGCUCGAGACGAUGCGCGAUACCAUCGAGGAGGAGAUUCCGAUGCGGAGGAUCGGGACGCCGCAGGACGUCGCGGGCGCGUGUCUGUUCUUGAGCGGACGGGCGGGCGCGUUCGUGACGGGGGCGACGAUUACUGUUGACGGCGGGAUUGUGUUGGCUUCCAAGUUGUGAGAUGGUGCCUGGGGGAGGGCAUGUUUGGGAGUGUAGACAUGUGUAAAUGGAAAUGUCAUCAAAGGGUUUUGAUUCAUUCUUACAGGCUCAGGAUCACGGCAAGAAUAUGAAGGAAAGAUAGGAGAGCGAACGGCAGCCAAUCAUUGGGGCCAUGUCACAUUAGAGAUACCGCGAUCUUUAACCCAAAAGAGUGUUGGAAAAGACCAGAUAGAAUGGCCAUAUUUCUUUAUAAAUCAAAACGUGUAAAGCAAGAUCUAGGUAAGACCGUUUGUCCUCCUCAGUGGUAUUCAUACAGGAAAAAUAGUAAAUAAAAAUGGUGAGCGGAAUCCAAUUCAACUGGGUCGUGGUAGAUGCCCAGGUUUCUUCCCUCCUAAAACGCCAAAAGUCGUGUCCAGAAUUCGUGAUAUCAAAACGAAAUUCCCCGCAAUGCAAUUAUGCCCCCCGUUUGUUCCGUGUACGCCAUUUGUUGUGUGAAUGUGUAGUAGUGUGGUUGCGUGUGUUUAUCAUGAAGAAAACCCCCAGUGAAAUGAACCCGAUGAGAUGAGUCUUUGUCUAUCCCCGCCUCUAAUCACCGAGAAGAAAUGCGAAACCGUGUAGAGUUCCCCAGAGACUUCAAUGUCGAUUAAAUGUCGUGCAGCGAGCGGGUGAAGAGGAAAAGCGAGUGAGUGAGAGUGUGAGAGGAAGGGAAAGAGAUGGGCCGAGGAAGGCCACGCCAGUGCCUGAAUCUGGUGAGGGGAAGAAGAGCUAAGGGAAGUCCAGUGUCGUCGGUUUAAUGGCACGGCAAACUCUCUCUCUCGCCCUGGUCCCCCUCUGCCCCGACUCCGCCGAAGCGUUGGCGCGGUGCCUCGGUUUCCCUCUCGGCCCCGUAACAGCGUUUCAGCGGGGUCCUCUCAUCCGAUGAAAUUCGGAGUAUUCGUUCCUCAAAAUGACGGUCUGAGCCAGUUGGAGAAAAAGGUUCCCGAGACGAUGGGAAAACCUCGGUCGCUUUCGGACUCUUUCUUUGCGUGAACCGAACAGAAUGCGGCAUCCAUCUAUGAGAGCCCGCAAGACUCAAAGUCGCGCAUCAUGACGGCCAUCUGGGCACGUUUUGCGGCCUCGGCGACGAGAGUGAAGUCGCGGAGGAAGGCCUCGGUUGAAGGGGGCUGCUGGCCGUUGGGUUGGGGUGGCGCCAUCAUCUGGUUUGUGGACAUGUGCGACGAUGAGGAGGAGAUGGAGGACGUGGAGUCCUGGCGCUUGGGAGACUGGAUUGGUGCGUUCAUGGUGGGCGGUGUGUGGUGGGUGAUGUUGAUGAUUUUCGAGAUGUUGUUGUGGUUGUGAUACGAUUCUCUCAAUGACGAGAGAGGGUUGGAGUAUUCGGGUGUGGGAUGAUUACUGCGUAGUGCCAGGAACCAAGGUCGGAGAAGGGGGCGAUGGAUGGUUGGUGGUAUUAUAUUCCCCAGAUCUUCGAUUUCGGAGCGCAGAUCUUGACUCUUUAUGUGAGACCCCGAGUAGCACAGGUACCUGAAAAGUAGGUGAUGUCAGGCAGGGGGUGGGGAGGAGGAAAAGGCGGGAUCAAGAAGCUAAGAAGGGUGGAAUGGGAAAAGUCCGACAAGAGUGAAGGUGCGGAAGAUCUCCUUUUGUGAAAAAAGGAAGGAUAGUCGACAGUGAGUGCGGAGUAGGUAGACACGAAAAAAGUACGUGUAGUGUCUGAGAUUUUACUUAAGACCAAGCAACGAGCAGCGGGAAUGCCGUGAGGCGUGGGGUGUGUGGGUGAGGACGGCGGCUGGUUUAAAGUGAUCGUGGGACGACCCUGGGUUGUCGGUGACAGGCUAUAAUUGCGGGACCGCUUGUCUUUGCUUGCAACAAUAUUGGAUGGGCAAUAUUGGAAUUCGGCGCGAUUGCGGAUUACCAACCCUUGCUCCGGCAGCGGGUAACAAGGCCAAACGAGUCGGUGGAUAGAUUGAGCGAGCGAGCGAGUGCGUUGAGAGGCAGAUAACCGAGCGGGAGGCAGGCCAAGUUUUGGUUUCUCUUUUUUGGCAAAAUAGAAAGAGGGAGAGGGAGAGAGAGUGAUUCGCAGAAGUGAGACAGGCAGAAGGGGGAUCGGCGAUACCACAGUCAGGCGCGGAGGGAUGUUGCGACUCUUAUGUGUGGGAUAUCGUUCGAGUGUGUAGCAGCUGAGCCAGGCCUGGAGGACAGAAUAAGGCGAGUGUGAGUCGGUAGUCGACGCGGGCUUGCUUGCGUAGGUAUGCGGGAUAGUGUGGGUGGUAGCAGCAGCGUUUCCUUGCUUGAGUCUAUGUAGGAUUCUGAGCCGAAAGAAGGCUGGAGCAAGUAGUCUAUUGUGUGCGAAGUACGAAGUAGAGGACAGACAGCUCGUACGGGUUUGUGUGUGGGUGUGCGAGUGAUGAUGUGAUGGGCUUGUCUUUGAUUGGGGUUGGUUCGCGGGUUGUCCAGUUGACUUGCUUUUGAUCCAGACGAGGAGCGUGGGUGGGUGUGGUUGAACAGUUAAAAGUGUGGGAGGAGUGUGGGAGGGAUAGGAUAAAUGUGGUAAUUGGGCCAGGAAAGCUUGGGGUGGGCGAGUCGAGAGGAUAAAGAGAAUAAUAUCAGAGGUGUGUGCAGGUGUGUGUGUGUGCGCGAGUUUGUGUCGUCUGCUUUUUCCCAUCUACCGACGCAAGACCGAGAUGGUUGUCCGGGUUUGGUUAUUUACUUUGCCAAAGUAAGUGUACACGGUUACGGAGAGUAGCCGCGGUUGAAGAAUCCAUCUUAUCUCCAGUUCUUUUUUUUUUCUUCCCUCUCUCAGUCUUCCUCUGCCCAGCGGGGAGAGGGAAGAAAAAAGAGGGACGAUACUCCAUAUGUCUUCACGUUAUUUCCCGCCGUCUCAUCCAUGACGCUCUUUGCCCUGGACCCGACCAACUCCUGGAGCCGCGAUAAUAAGUCCGAAGAUGGAGGUGGAUAGGGUGAGUGAAUGAGCGAGAGCUUGGUAUGACGCCGAACCGCCGUCUGCAUGGUUUCCUUCUCUCUCUUCCUCACUCUCUUCGCCUAUCGUAUCGCCUCGGCUUCCUCUCUUUGCCUCGUCAAGGAGACAACGACGCAUGCUUAUCCAUCAACCCCAAUAGCCACCUACGACCCAGCAUGGCCCAGCCCAGAUCAACACCAAGCAGCCUGCUUGACCUGAUGUUUGUCAUUGCGGGGAGGUACUUUCAGAGGCACAAGCGUCAGGCGUAAAGCCUCGCGGUAAACGUCGCCAAAAGCAGUAACUGAGG